This is a messenger RNA of Parascedosporium putredinis, 3906 nucleotides long. NCBI's taxonomy places the organism in Eukaryota, Fungi, Ascomycota, Sordariomycetes, Microascales, Microascaceae. The record is from the annotation of a GenBank genome assembly.
AUGCUUUUGUUUAUACCUCCUUGGAUUCGUGUGAAUGCAUCUGACCGAGCUGCGGGAAGCCUUGGCAGUGGUGCCCAUAGCACCCUCGCAGCUUCCACCUCUUCAGCAUCAGCGCCAGCACCAGUAUCAAGUGAUUCAGUCCCCCAUCUCGAUAAUCUGGAAAGCAAGGAUGGCAACAGCCAGCAUGACCUUGCCGCCGUCAAAAGCUUUCUCAACGUGUCCGAUGAUCCUGCACAAGACCUCCGGAUGCGGGAGGAAAAGACAACCAAAGGAACAUGUGAUUGGCUUAUGAAAUUGGAAUCCAUCACGAACUGGAGAGAUGCGUCCCUCGAAACGUCCUCGUCUCUCCAUUGGCUCUCUGGCAACCCUGGAGUAGGCAAAUCCACGCUUGCCGCGCACCUCGUCCGACGCCUUCAAGAGCAAAACGCCGACACAUGCUACUACUUUCUACGGCGUGGUAGGCGAUCGAACCAGGGCGCGAGUGGGCUUUUACGGUCCAUCGCUUACCAGAUGGCAGCACUUCAUCCAGAAGUCUGCCAGGACCUGCUCGAACUCCAGACCUGGGGCACGGUAUUCGAUAGAGACGAUGUCAAAGCAAUCUGGAGAAAGAUCUUCACCAAUUGUAUCCUCCACUUGCAGUUUCCAAGGCCACAGUUUUGGAUCAUUGACGGACUGGAUGAGUGUAUUGGCGUCGAGGAACUGCUUUCCACAUUCGCCAAGCUUGACCCCAACGCUCGGAUCCGCAUCUUGUUUACCUCUCGGCCGCUUCCUAACCUAGAAGACAUCCAAAGCCGUGUGGAUCAUCACCGCUCGUAUCACCACAGGAUUAGCGUUAACAAUACGCAACCAGACAUCCAGCAGUUCGUCGAUAGCAAACUCGAGGGCUUGCGCUUCAAUGGCCAGGAUCGCGAAAUCCUUUCCAAAACUGUGGUUGACGAGGCUGAUGGGGUCUUUUUGCGAGCUCGUUUGAUCCUUGAAGAAGCGACCAUCACUUCUUCUCGAAAAGGUGCGCAUAGAGCCGCCGCCGCCGCCGCCGACGCACCGAUGGGGAUUGAGCGUCUGUAUGAGCGCGUUGUUCGCGCAAUGGCAGCUGAGGGCUCGGAGUAUACCGAGUUGACUCGUAAAAUUCUGGAGUGGGCUACAUGUGGCAUUCGACCACUAACAGUUGACGAAUUCAGAAUUAUCCCUUCACUGCAAGGACUGGACACUGGAGUAAUCAAGCGAGGAGGGCCGUUGAUAGAAAUCGGCGCCAACAACACCGUCCACAUGAUUCACACCACCGCUCGCGAUAUGCUUCUCGACCCAGCCUCUCCUUGCGCCUUUUCCAUUGAUGAAGCACAGGCACACGAGCACCUUGCAUUGGACUGCUUCCGCCACCUCGAACAGGCCGAGCUGAGCGUCCCGUGCUUGAAUUUUGGGGAGAGCUCCAAGAACGACUUCAGCCAUUACGCUUGCACAGCCGUUUUUGAGCAUCUGGCUGCAUCGUCAAGCAACUCAGAGGACCUACUGCUUCGGGUGGACCAGUUUCUUCAAACCAAUGUUCUUCGGUGGCUCACAUACCUCCUCCACAAGAACCGCGACCUCUACCAUGUCAUCCAGGCGUCCAAGAACCUUCGAACAUACCUCGACGCAUGCCGCUCUCUUCGGCUUACGCACCGCCAGCAAUACGAGAAUAUUUCGCUAUGGCAGGUGGAUCUUUUGCAGAUUGUCCUGAAAUACGGGCCCCAAUUGCUCGAACAUCCAUCAGCUGUCUCGUCUGUUCUCCCCGGGCUCUGUCCCACGGACUCGGCCAUUUUUAAGCAGUUCGGCCAGUCCUCCGUUUGCCUGCGCGUUUUGGCGAUGGGUCUUGCGACCGGCACCGUCGAGAUCUACGAUAAUAUCCACUAUCGUGAGUUAGGCUGCCUCGACCACGGCGAAUCCGUCAAGCAUGUGAGGUUCGAUGAAUCGGGAAAGCAUCUAGUCUCGCCCAAAGGGGGCUCUGUCGCCAUCGCUUUCCAGGAUACGCCACUGCAAAUCUGGAACACCGAAUCGGGAAAACUCAUCACUAGCUGCCACAGGAGGCGACUCAGCAGCUUGGAUAUCACGCCAUCCUCCGUGAGAAAGGUUCUGUUCAACCCAGACCCAGAUAUCAACCUCAUCGCAGCUCUUUAUGACGAUAAGGAGCUCGUGCUCUUCUGUGGCCGGGGGAAGAAGAUGAGCAGCACGAAGUCAAGGGACCGCAUCUCUACCAUCGCUAUGAGUAGCGAUGGAAUGAAGUUCUAUAGCGCCGACAGCCAGAGGAUCAAGAUUUGGGAACCGGCCGCUAUCGCCUACGAGGUGGUAGACAGACCCAGCGCGAGGGCUGAUAUCGGCUCCCAGUUUUCCGAGCGCGCACCAAAGCCGGCGGGAUCCACCGAGACGCAGGUGGGCUUUGAGCUCCGGGAUGCAAGCACACAUCCCACGCUCCCGCUUAUCCACCUUUUCGGCAGGUGGGGCUCCGCCCUGUUCGAUUUGAGGGAUAGAGAGCAGUAUCCGCUGCCGUCGAGCGAUGAGCCGGAUGACUGGUAUCGGCUCUGGCUAUGGAUGCCUCGACCCAUAAAAUCGGCGGUUCUACUCGGGGUGAGGAAGCAAGCGAUCGACAUUUACACCACAGAUCAGAUUAUGUCGAGAGGGUUCCCCACGACCUGGGACUUUGGAGGGUUGGGGCUGAUAUAUUCCAACACGUGGAAUCUGUUCGAAAAGAUGAUCAAGGUCGAUGGAUCGCUCUCUCGAUCAGGGAGGAGUCCUCAAAGUGUCACGGGGAUCGAGGCUCUUGGUCUUCCGCCUCCCCAGCUAGCUGGCGAAGAGGACAAGGCAGAGAUCUCGGCGACGGAUCCUCUGGUGGCUCUGGAUAGUUCCGUGAUGCACUCAUUAUUGGGAUUUUAUGGGAACAGCGUCGUCUACUUGGAUCAGCAGAUGUGGGUCUGUUCCAUUGAUCUCGCCGAACUGGAGGCGCAGCCCGAGGCCGCAUCCCUUGAAAAAGUGCACUUCUUUAUUCCGGAGGAGCUUGUUGCGGGCGGUAAUACGAAUAGUGCAGCCUCGCCCCUCGCCCGCCCGCUCACACUUCAGGGCGGGCCCACCACCACCAUCAUCCCGCGCCUCAUCUACGGGACCGCGUGGAAAAAGGCCCAGACGCAAGGACUCGUUCAGGCCGCGCUGACCGCCGGGUUCCGGGACCAAAUACACGCCCGUCGGGGCCAAGACUUGGACAACCUCCCUUACGACCCGGAAGCCGAGCUCGAGGAGCAAGUGAGGCAGUCGGUUGAGUCCAGCCUCGCCAACUUCGCCGUGGGGGCGGCCGGAGGAGGUGGAGGAGGAGGGGAUGACGAGGCGUACCUGGACUGCCUCGUGCUGCACUCGCCCCUACCCACCAUACCCGAGACGCUGCGCGUGUGGCAGGCCAUGGCGACCUACGUGCCCCACAAAGUGCGCCACCUCGGCAUCUCCAACGUGAGCCUCCCCGUCCUGCGCGCCCUCUGCCAGGCCGCCGCCGCCACGCAGUCGCCCCACCCGCCGUUCCCCAAGCCCGCCGUCGUGCAGAACCGCGUGCGCGCCGGCUACUACCAGCCCGACCUGUACGCUUUCUGCCGCGACGAGGGCAUCGUCUUCCAGUCGUUCUGGACUCUCUCCGCCAACCCCAACCUGCUGGCCUCUGCUGCCGUUGCUGCCGUCGCCGAGGGCGCCGGUGUCUCCAGCCCCGUAGCAUUGUAUUCGGUGCUUCUCGGCUUUGAGAGAUUUACUGUGUUGGAUGGGACUACGAGCCAGGAGCAUAUGAAGGAGGAUUUGGAGGGCAUUGAAAAGGUUGGGGUCUGGGCUGCGGGCGAGGGCAAAGCUGUAUUUGAGUCGAGCGUUGUGCAGAUCAAGGAGAUGAUGGGCUAUACAUCCUGA